UGACCAUGUGAUGUCAGAAUGUGAUGCACUGUUAGGUAUUCUGUUACAUUUUACAGCGUGUUACAUUUUCUUCUCCUGGAAGAAAAGCAUCGCAUUUGAUCUUGCUUUCAAGUCGUCGAUUCGGCCACAUAUAGUGCAGCAAACAUCUUGAUUAUUGUUUUGGGAGAUACUAGUGGUGGUACACGGAAAUUAAACAGUCUACCAGCUCUGCAGUGGACAACAUGAGCUGGCCACAUGGUUUAACGCAAAACGCUAGAGGUCAAGCUGUGUCGCAAACUAAAGGCGAUGGCAAUAAUGGAGAUCGAUUUCCUUUGUAUGUUACCAACAUUCCAGUUGACAUAAAUGAGGAUCAAUUAAAGGAGAUGUUCAAUCAAGCAGGUGAUGUGAUCCAUUCAAAAUGCCUUCCUCCCAGAGAAGGUAGGAAUUCCAAGGUUGGGUUUAUAACCUAUGCUAAUGAGGAAGAGGCAGAAAAGGGCAUUUCCAUGUUCAAUGAAACUCGUAUAAGUGGACAGACUCUCAGAGUGGAUUAUACAAAAUCAUUCAAAGAAACGAGGGCUCAGUAUGGAAAGGGAAAUUCACCAUUCUCUGGUAACAAAACAAAUGAUGCACCAUUCCCAUCUGGAAACACAAAAAGUGGUUCUCCCUUCUCCUCAGGCAGCAAUGAUUCACCAUUCUCAAAAAGUGUGAAUUCUGAUGCAAUGAGAGGCAUUAAACAGCGUAGCUUGCCACCACAACCAAAUGGCCCACAAGGUAUUGGUAGAGGAAUUCAUUAUGACGAUGAUGCUCCAAGUCAACCUGGGUCAGUCAUGAAUGGGCAACCUGAGGGCAUGUUUAAUUCUUCCCCUGGGGGCAUGCAUGAUAAUUUUUCAGCUAACCAGAACAAUUACCAGCAAUCAAAUUACCAAGGUAACUUCCAAGAUGAUUCACCACAAGGAAAUUUUAAUAAUCAACAAGGGACACAGCCUUAUCCUCCACAAUCCACACUUCCUAAUGAUCAGACGUCGUACCAGUCGGACAUGAAAGCCAUGGUAAAUGGUUUUAGUUCAAUGCAAGUCACACAACCUUCUGAUGGAAUUCAACCCACUGAUCAUGAUCAAAAUGAGAACACAGGUCAAAAUGGUCCAGUGGAUCAAAGUCAGGCUUAUGAUCAGAAUCAGAACUAUGAUGGGAAUCAGGCAUAUGGUCAAAAUCAAACAUAUGGUUACGAUCAGAAUCAGGGAUAUGAUCAGAAUCAGGCAUACGAUCAGAAUCAGCCAUACGAUCAGAAUCAGGCUUACGACCAGAAUCAGGCAUACGAUCAGAAUCAGGCAUACGACCAGAAUCAGGGAUACGAUGAGAAUCAGGCUUAUGAUCAAAAUCAGGUUUAUGAUCAAAAUCAGGCAUACGAUCAGAAUCAGGCAUACGAUCAGAAUCAGGCAUACAACCAGAAUCAGGCAUACAAUCAAAAUCAGGCUUACGAUCAAAAUCAGGCAUACGAUCAGAAUCAGGCAUACGACCAGAAUCAGGCUUACGAUCAAAAUCAGCAAGCAUAUCCGAACCAGACAUAUGAUGAAAAUGCUGCUAACUAUCACGAGAAUCAAGCAUAUAAUCAAAAUCAGGAAUAUAAUCAGAGUCAACCAUAUGAUGAGAACCAAACGUAUGAUCAAACGCAGCAAUAUAAUCAACAUCAGAGCUUUGAUCAAAAUCAAAGUGAUGGUCAACAUCAAAGCUAUGGUCAAGAUCCAACAUAUGGUCAGAAUCAAAAUUAUGGUGAAAACCAGGCGUAUGACCAAAAUGCAUAUGGUCAAAGUCAGACUUACGAUCAGAAUGAAGCGCAUGGUCAAAGUCAGUUCCAGACUCCAGCCGGUGGGGAAAAUCAGACAUAUGGGGAGAACCAGGGCUACAAUCAGAAUCAGAGCUAUGCUGAAAAUCAUGAUACUCAUACAUACGGUCAAAAUCAAAAUUUCGGGAGUCAAGUCACCGAUCAAUCCCAGCCUGAAACGUCAACUGGUGACCACACUAGCCAGAUGUAUGGUCAACAACAGAUAUUCCACAACCAGCAGACGUUUGGUGAUAAUCAAGUGUCUAACAAAAGCGAAACGCCGGAUCAGAAACGGUCUUUUGAUCAAAUGUUUGGGGCGCAAUCAACUGCGAACGAUUCACUAAAACAGUCAUUCGAUCAAAAUCAAUUUCAGGUUUCCAGUCGUUUACCAAGAUCCCAGAAUGACUCUGGUGGAAAGACAUGCCAUAAAUGUGGAGAGGUUGGUCACUUCGCUCGUGAAUGUCCGAAUAAUUCAACGGGCGGUGGCACCAGCGGUAAUUGUCACAAUUGUGGUCAACCUGGUCAUUUCUCUCGUGAGUGCCCAACCAAGAAAACCCAUGGCGGUGAAUGUCAUCGCUGUGGCGAGAGCGGGCAUUUUGCCAGGGAAUGUCCUCAGAGCUCUGGCGGUGGGGGUGGCGGUACCUGUCACAAUUGUGGGGAACCCGGACAUUUUUCCCGGGAGUGUCCUAAUAAGUCUGCCAACAGUGGGAGUGACGGCUGUCACAGGUGUGGAGAGCAAGGUCACUUUGCGAGAGAAUGUCCCAAUAAUAGUGAUCAAGGUAGUACUUGUCCCAGGCCAGCGAUGAGGGUAGAUUAUGUUCCUCCACCACUACCAGAUGACGUGGACAUGUUAUUCAAAUCUGCUGUCCCCAAAGGAAUCAAUUUUGAUAGGUUCGAUAACAUUCCCGUGGAGGUCACAGGCAACAGUCCACCAGCAGCAAUACAAACAUUUGAUGAGUUAUUAUUACCUGACACUUUGAAAUCCAAUCUCGCGAAAGCGGAGUUCACUAAACCCACUCCAGUGCAGAAACAUGGCAUGCCCAUUAUUCUAAGCGGACGCGAUGUUAUGGCCUGUGCCCAAACUGGUUCCGGAAAAACGGUGGCAUUCCUGUUACCAGUGAUGGCGGGCAUGGUGAACAAUCGCUUAGCAGAAGCCGGCUAUCUGGGCGGUGGGGAUGCGCCGAGUCCUGCUGCAUUGUGUGUGGCUCCUACACGCGAACUGGCUUCUCAAAUAUUCACUGAGGCUCUGAAGUUCUCCAAUGGUACAUAUCUACGUCCUGUUGUGUGUUACGGUGGUGUGAGUGUGGCACAUCAAUUGUCGAAGCUGGAACGUGGUUGUCAUAUUCUUAUUGGAACACCUGGUCGUUUAAUCGACUUCGCUGGACGAAAUAAAGUAAGCUUCAGAAAUGUUCGUUAUCUCAUCCUGGAUGAAGCGGACCGUAUGCUUGACAUGGGAUUUGAAAAUGACAUGAGAAAGAUUGUAACUCAGUUUGGCAUGCCAGAAAAGACCCAACGGCAAACUUUGAUGUUCAGUGCCACAUUUCCAGAUCAAAUCCAACAACUGGCCCGAGAGUUUCUGAAUGAUUACCUGUUUCUGGCUGUCGGAAGUGUCGGUGGUAGUAACCUCGAUAUCAAACAGGAAAUUCUCGACGUGCAGGGAAAUCAGAAGAGAUCUGUUUUAAUGGAAAUCCUUGGACAAUCAGGGACGGAGAAAACUCUUGUUUUUGUUGAAAGAAAAAGAAAUGCUGAUUUUCUUGCCAAUUGGUUAUCUCAGAAUCAAUAUCCAGCAACUAGUAUUAGCGGGGACCGUACCCAGCAAGAACGUGAGGCAGCCCUUUGCGAUUUCCGUGGUGGACGUGCGCCUGUUCUCAUUGCAACAUCGGUUGCUGCACGUGGUUUGGACAUACCAAAUGUAAAACACGUCAUCAACUAUGACUUGCCGCAACAGAUCGAAGAGUAUGUACAUCGUAUUGGCAGAACUGGUAGGAUUGGAAAUCAAGGCAGGGCUUCGGCAUUCUUUGAGCGUGGAAAGGAUGACAAGUUAGCAAGAAGUUUAGUCAAAGUUUUAUCUGAUGCCUUGCAAGACAUACCAAAUUGGCUUGAAGAAGUUGCAGAGCGGGCAUUAGGAACAAACUACGGACCCGCUGGAGGGAAAUUCGCUUCUCGCGAUACAAGACAGUUUGACCGGCGAUAUGCCAGUGGUGGAGGUGUUGGUGGAAACUCAGAACCUCGUCGCACAACUAAUGUCUCCUUUGUAAAUUCGUCCUCCAAUUCACGACAAAAUGAAGAGGAUGAGGAGGAAUGGGCAUGAAUAUGUUCCAGCAUUACGGAAACGUGUUUGGAUACUCCAGGACUUCGUAGAUGAAGCGAGUAUCCGCAAAUACAAUAUAUUUUGGUUUUGUUUGUUGGUAAGUUGAGUAGCAAAUGCUGAUGUGUUUGUUGGGUAAAAUAUUCUACUUAUCUGUCUUAAAGUUACAUACGAUUUCAGGGGCGUAGCUAGAACGAUAAUUUGGGGGGGGGGGUUGAAUAUUCAUACAUUCAGUUCUGCCCGAAGGAUUUCUAUUGUAAGCUAUUACAUUUACAAUAGAAAUCCGUCGGGCUGAACUGGAUAUAUGAAUGUUCACCCCCCGCCCCCAAUUAUCGCCACUGUACGAUUUAUAUUGUAGUGUAUAAGCACUUGGCAAACAUUGAGUGUAUGUAGUUCAGGUUACUUGCAUUGUAUCGUAUAUACUGCUUGCAAAUGUUAAGGACAUUUGGAUGUCUACAAAUAUUCAAAUGGUCGGGAAAAGUGAAAAAAAAUAGUGCGAAGAUGUGCUGCUUCAUGGUAUUGUGUUGUAUUCAUCAGGGGGAGGUUGUAGAAAACUCCUAACUUUAUUUUAAGUGGUUAAUCAGUUACAUCAAAGAUACACGUCUACCGUGUUCCAAGUAUAUUAUAAAUGAAAUAUAAUGUAAUACAACAGCAAACGUUAUGCUUGCGAAUGUGUGAUGAAACAUUUAA
This is a messenger RNA of Dendronephthya gigantea, 4799 nucleotides long. RefSeq names its product ATP-dependent RNA helicase DDX4-like. Gene Ontology annotation, biological process: cell differentiation; gamete generation. Gene Ontology annotation, cellular component: nucleus; P granule. Lineage: Eukaryota; Metazoa; Cnidaria; Anthozoa; Malacalcyonacea; Nephtheidae. Gene Ontology annotation, molecular function: zinc ion binding; ATP binding; RNA helicase activity. The transcript has 13 exons. The record is from RefSeq and is a predicted model, not a curated record. The coding region runs from base 222 to 4112 and encodes 1296 amino acids.